CCUGUACUUAACCAUCGUAAACCUCCAAAACCCUCCUCUUUAUAUCGAUCGACGCCCCUCUCUCUCUCAAAAAAUAAAAUAAAAUUUCUCCUUUCGAAUCUCAGUACAAAUCCAUGGAUUUCGAUACAUCAUCAGACGGCAACAAGCGAAUCUUCAGUCGCCUGGGCCCACCAUCAGAUCGAUCUCAGCCAAAGGUCUGCUACCAGUGGCAAUCAGGCCGAUGCUACCGCCUUCCCUGCCCCUUCCUUCACACCAAUUUGCCGCCGAAGCGAACCCAACAAUAUCACCCUGACGAUCCUCGAAGUUUCCAAUCCUCAGAUCCUGCCCCAUUCACCCGCAGAAACCCUAACCCUAAUUAUUCUGCUAACCCUAACCGUAAUUAUUCUGCUAACCCUAACUACCGGGGCGCUUCUUCGAAGUGGGGCCGCGGGCGAGGCCGCGGCGGGGCUUUGGGAAAACCGAGGGCCAUUGAGAAGGUCUGCAGUUACUGGAUUGCUGGGAAGUGCAGCUACGGUGAAAGCUGCAAGUACUUGCAUACCUGGUUCAUCGGGGAGUCUUUCACGUUCUUGACGCUGCUCGAAGGGCACCAGAAGGGCGUUAUUGGAAUUGCACUUCCAUCCGGGUCGGACAAGUUGUAUACGGGAAGCAAGGAUGAAUCUGUUCGGGUUUGGGAUUGUCAGACUGGGCAGUGUAUUGGAGUGGUUAAUCUGGGAGGUGAGAUUGGGUGCUUGAUUAGCGAAGGCCCGUGGAUUUUUGUUGGUCUUCCAAGUGUUGUCAAGGCAUGGCACACCCAAUCUAACACAGAGCUAAGCCUCAGUGGACCUGUUGGACAAGUCUAUGCUCUAGUUGCUAGUAAUGAUAUGCUGUUUGCCGGAACACAGGGUGGAAGUAUAUUGGCAUGGACAUUCAAUGCUGUUGGAAAUUGCUUUGAGCCAGCUGCUUCUCUUAUUGGUCAUGGCCUUGCAGUCAUGUCAUUAGUUGUCGGAGCUGGGAAACUUUAUUCUAGUUCCAUGGACCAUACAAUCAAAGUAUGGGACCUUGGGACUCUACAAUGCAUUCAUACUCUGACAGAUCACACAUCAGUUGUUAUGUCAGUUCUUUGCUGGGAUCAGUUUUUAUUAUCUUGUUCUUUGGACAAAACAAUAAAGGUUUGGGCAGCUACAGAAACUGGCAACUUGGAAGUGACUUACACACAUAACGAAGAACAUGGUGUCGUCGCCCUCUGCGGGAUGCAUGAUAUGCAGGACAGACCUGUGCUUUUGUGCUCAUGCAGUGACAAGAGCGUCCGCCUCUAUGACCUGCCAUCGUUUAGCGAAAGGGGAAAAAUGUUUUCGGAGGAGGAAGUACGGGCUAUCCAAACAGGUCCUGGGGGCUUAUUCUUCACAGGGGAUGGGAGAGGGGAGUUGAAAGUUUGGAAGUGGUCGACGGCGUAGUUCAUGUCAUGGUGUCAUUUUGCACUUUAUACUGCCCACCCGUCAUUGUAUUCUUCUUCUAUUUAAUUUUUCUUUCCUUUUCUUUUUUUUCUUUUUCUGUUUUUGUGUAAACUAUGUAAGGGAUGGGUGUGAGAUCAGAAAAGGAAGUCUAUUACUGUGUGAAGCCAUAUCUGUGUUUCCACCACCGUUGGAUUCAGUUGAUCACAUGAUUUUCAAUAGUCAAAGUGGAUCCAACCCAAUGGUGGGGGAAACACAGACACAAUCCCCUUGUUACAGAGA
Molecule: messenger RNA, 1712 nt
Organism: Magnolia sinica
Lineage: Eukaryota; Viridiplantae; Streptophyta; Magnoliopsida; Magnoliales; Magnoliaceae
Product: zinc finger CCCH domain-containing protein 48
Exons: 9
Coding region: 114-1433 (439 amino acids)
Molecular function (GO): metal ion binding; protein binding
Source: RefSeq, a predicted model, not a curated record